This is a messenger RNA of Oryzias latipes (Japanese medaka), 2607 nucleotides long. RefSeq names its product MAGUK p55 subfamily member 4-like. The record is from RefSeq and is a predicted model, not a curated record. Lineage: Eukaryota; Metazoa; Chordata; Actinopteri; Beloniformes; Adrianichthyidae. Gene Ontology annotation, molecular function: protein binding.
CAGCGACUUCUGGGGGGAGGGGUUUGUAGAUUAAUCCGGGUUUAGAAGGGAUUAAUGUCAGGUUUGGUUUGGUAGUAAACUCACAUCCAUGUCAGUCACUUUUGGCUCCUGCUGACGGACUCACACUGCUGAUUCACCUCGCUCAGAGGUCUGACAGUGAGCCAUCGCUACAGACCAAACUGGACCACAGUGGAAGGAGUGGGAGUUCCUUUUCCGUCCUCUUCAGUGGUUUGGACGUCUGGCAUGAGACAAACUAUGGAAGAUGGUGUCACUGAGGUUCUGUCCAGCGUGGUGGAGGACAUCGGUGAAGCCGUUACCAGAAACAUCAAUGGUGCUCAGAUUCUGCAUGAGCUACUGAGUGCACCAUGGCUGCACGCCCUGUUGAAGAUUUAUGAGUGCCUGAUCCAGUUCCAGAAGAUUAAACCGAACCCCUUUCUGCCUUAUGCCUCAGGACUCUCCUAUGAGAUUUUGACUGUAAUACAAAGAGCUCCUCAUCCAUCUCCUGAAGCCAGAGAGCUUUUUGGCCUCCUCAGUUCACCUCACAUGCAGGCUCUUCUGUCGUCACAUGACAGUGUGGCACAGGCAGAUUACCUUCCUGUUCUACCUCCACUGCCCGACGAGUUACCUGAAGAUGAAGAGGCCAUGAGGAUCGUUUGUCUCGUGAAAAACAACCAGCCGCUGGGAGCAACAAUAAGGAGAGACGAGGAGACGGGAGAGAUCUACAUCGCCCGGGUCAUUCAUGGCGGACUGGCCGACCGCAGUGGACUUCUGCACCCUGGUGACCUGAUUGUAGAGGUGAAUGGGAACCCUGUGGUGGGUCUGGACCCAGCAAAAGUCAUCCGAAUACUAACUAAUUCUACAGGCACAAUCCUGUUUAAAGUCAUCCCUAAUUCCACUCAGGCCAGCAGCAACCAGAAACCGGUGUACAUGAGGGCCAUGGUGGACUACUGUCCCCGGAGGGACUCCUCCAUCCCAUGUCCAGAUGCAGGCAUGUCCUUCAGCAGAGGAGACCUGCUGGAGGUGGUGGACCAGACCGACGCGCAGUGGUGGCAGGCCAGGAAGCUGCCCUGUGGAGCCUCCUUUGCUCGUCUGAUUCCCUCUGCGAGCACGCUGAAAAGUAAACAGAGAGAGCACUGGUGGUGUCAACCGCUACACACUCAUACCUGCAUGAGACCCCUGACGCUGGCUGCCAACGAAAAUGAGCCGACAUCCGGCGACGACAAAAGCACGACAGCAGAAGUGGACAACGAUCAAUACAUUAAAAUUGAUGAGGCCGACUCUGACUUUACGGAGGGCAUCUAUUUGGCUGGUUUCCGUCGGAGUUUCCAUGUCUGGAAAAGAACAUCCUACAAGAGAAGGAGGCAGUCCUGCUCCUCCUGCUCCCCCAACAGCAGCGCCUUGGCCACGCCCUAUGAGGAGGUUGUACUGUACCAGCGCCCCCCGCAGGAAAACCACCGCCUCAUCAUGCUAGUGGGUGCUUCAGGGGUGGGAGUGAACAAGCUGAGAAAGAGACUCAUCAAGCUGAACCCCUCCACCUUCCAGGGACCUGUACCACAUACGACUCGGCCAAUGAGAGAAGGGGAGCAGAUGGGCAGAGAGUACCACUUUGUUACCAAGGAGCUGUUUGAGUAUAUGGUCUGCAAUAACAGGUUUGUGGAAUAUGGAGAGAAUAAAGGCCACCUCUAUGGAACCAGCUUCGAUAGUAUUGAUGAAGUCCUCAAACAUGGAAGGAUGUGCAUAGUUGAUGCUGAGUCUCAUAGUAUUCCACUUUUACGAACAAGGAAGCUGAAGCCGUUUGUGAUCUUCAUUAAACCCCCGAGCCCAGAGAGACUGAGACAAACCCGCAGAAACGCCACCAUCAUGGUUAAUGACACGGUCAACAGAGCUUUCACUGAGGAAGACUUUGUGGAGUUGGAGGAAGUUUCUCGGCUGAUUGAGGCUAAAUACAAACAGUUUUUUGACAGUAUUCUGGUGAACGACGGCCUCCAGGACGCCUGCAUGAAGCUCUGCUCCGUCAUCCAUCAGGCUCAAAACGAGCCGCAGUGGAUUCCUGUUAGCUGGAUCCUUCAACAGGAAGAGUGAUGAAGAAACUGGGAAAGAAAUGAAAGUGGAUCUGCUAAAAUAGUAAAAUAUUAAAGAGUGAGAACUUUAACUUAAUGUUGGGAUGAAAUGUGAACAGAUGGAAGAAAAAAAGGAAGGUAAUAGAUUGCAAAAAACUGUAAACGAAUGAGGAAAGCAUUAAAAACAGACACGUAUCUGUUACAUUUUGAAAAUAACUGAACUGAACAUAUUAAGAUCAUUUGAUAUAUUAUUAAAAAACUUAAGUUACAAUUAAGCAUAGCAUAUUUUUGUCAAAGAAUAAAAAUCACUUAAUUAACCUUACACUGAAAAAAGAGAAGUAAAGCCUGAAGGAACAAAUCUCACUGACUGACACAUUCUGCAUCUUAACAUGAGCUUUAAAGAGUUUGCUAUGAGUUAGCAUGAUCAGAUGGUUUCACACUACGGUGUGUCUAGAACUUGUGUUUGAUUGCUGUGUCUGAUUUAUGCCGCAUACACUUGACUAGACAAUUGUGUUUUCAUGUAACACAAUAAAUCAGUGACAAACGC